Molecule: messenger RNA, 740 nt
Organism: Hydra vulgaris (swiftwater hydra)
Lineage: Eukaryota; Metazoa; Cnidaria; Hydrozoa; Anthoathecata; Hydridae
Product: exosome complex component CSL4
Biological process (GO): RNA processing
Cellular component (GO): nuclear exosome (RNase complex); cytoplasm
Molecular function (GO): RNA binding
Source: RefSeq, a predicted model, not a curated record
AUUUAUUGACUUUAUGGAAAAUGCUUCAUGAAAAGAUGAAAAAUAGCAUCACCCUAGUGCAGAUGUCAGAUAAAUUACAAGGACUUGCAGUUCCAGGUGAUCGCCUUGGAAGUGUUUCUGAUUACAUUGCUGGGUCAGGAACUUAUAUUAGAAAUGGCUUCAUAUACUCAAAGCUAUGUGGUAAUGUUGUUGCAAAAAAAGAGAUUGAAGAUAAGCUAGUUUUAGAAGUUAUUCGAAACAAGCUUCAAAAUAUUGUACCAGAAGUCAAUAGUAUUGCCACUUGUAAAGUCAUCAGUAAUAAUACUAGGUUGUGUAAAGUUUUUAUUUUAAGUGUCAAUGGAGUUUCUUUGCAUGGAAAAUUUAUAGGCAUAAUUCGUAAAGAAGAUGUUCGUGCUACAGAAAAAGAUAAAGUUAAGAUGUAUGAGUCUUUUUGUCCUGGAGACGUUAUUGUAGCACGUAUAUUAUCUUUAGGAGACUCCCAGUCUUACUAUUUAACAACAGCUGAGAAUGAACUUGGUGUUAUAUAUGCUUCAAGUAUUCAUGGACAUGCAAUGGUACCUGUAGAUUGGUGUACAAUGCAAUGUACUGUUACAGGUUUAAAAGAAAAUCGCAAAGUUGCAAAAGUUAAAGUUAGACAGUUGUAAAAUACAAUCAAUAUAAUUAAGAUUGAAAUUAGAAGAAAAAAAACUGUAUUAUUAUCAAAGUUUGAUAUUUUUAAUAAAAUUUUUUGGUUGUAUAAA